Molecule: messenger RNA, 1209 nt
Organism: Scomber scombrus (Atlantic mackerel)
Lineage: Eukaryota; Metazoa; Chordata; Actinopteri; Scombriformes; Scombridae
Exons: 9
Coding region: 1-1209 (402 amino acids)
Biological process (GO): glycerophospholipid biosynthetic process
Cellular component (GO): mitochondrion
Source: RefSeq, a predicted model, not a curated record
AUGUGGUGUCAAAGAUUCCUGCAGCAGGUCAGACCCCUAUCCCGCUGCGCUGCCAGCAGACAGGCGGGGGUCCUGUUUGAUGUGGAUGGGGUUCUGGUUCGGGGGGGUUCUGUGAUUCCGGCGGCUCGGCGAGCAUUCAGGAAACUUUUGGACCGAAACAACAACUUCCUGUUUCCUGUUGUCUUCGUCACCAACGCAGGAAGCUGCCAGAGACACGACAAGGCCCGGCAGCUGUCUCACCUGCUGGAUGUCCAGAUUGACCCGGAGCAGGUGAUGCUGUCCUACAGUCCGCUGCAGAUGUUGAAGAGUUUCCAUCAGAAGUGUGUCCUGGUGUCUGGACAGGGACCGCUCGCUGACAUCAGCACCACGUUGGGUUUCCAGAAUGUUUUGAGCAUCGAGCAGCUCAGAGAACAUCAUCCUCUAUUAGACAUGGUGGAUCAUCACAGGAGGCCCACACUGCCUGCGUCUCCUCUGAAAUCGUUUCCAGAAAUCGAAGCGAUAGUGUUGUUCGGGGAGCCAAUCAGAUGGGAGACCAACCUGCAGCUGCUGAUGGACGUCCUGCUGACCAAUGGGAGACCGGCUUCACCUUAUGACCCGCAGCUGCCGGACCAGCUGCCGGUUCUGGCCUGCAAUAUGGACCUGAUGUGGAUGGCCGAGGCACCAUCACCACGGUUGGGUCAUGGGAUGUUCCUGCUGUGUCUGGAGUCUGUGUUCAGGAAGCUGACGGGUCGGGACCUGCAGUACCAGGCGCUGCUGGGGAAACCCAGUCUGCUCACAUACCAGUACGCUGAGCACCUGCUGAGACUCCAGAACCACAACCAGAACCUGACCACUAUCUACGCAGUGGGUGACAACCUGAUGACGGACGUCUAUGGUGCCAACAUGUACAACCGUUACCUGACUCAGCAGCACGUUGCCAUGGCGACCAGUACCAAGCUGGUUGCCCAGGGGACCGGGAGUCAGGUGACCAUGGCGGUACCAGAGGCUGAGAUGGUGUCUGCUGCUGCUGAGUGUCGCUCCAUCCUGGUGUGCACAGGUAUCUACAACCCUCGCUCCCCGUUACCUAGCAACCAGAGCGGCGAUGUCACAGAGACGGUGUUCCACGGUCACAGGGACCUGGUCCUCGAACCGGACCUGGUGGAACCGAGCCACGUGGUGGAGGACGUGGAAGCCGCCGUGGACCUGCUGCUGCAGCAGGAGUCUCCGUGA